Messenger RNA from Effrenium voratum, 1494 nucleotides. The record is from the annotation of a GenBank genome assembly. Lineage: Eukaryota; Dinophyceae; Suessiales; Symbiodiniaceae.
GAAACAUUUUGGGGUCUCUUCCCAAGCCAUGGCCUUCAGCGCGCGCUUUGCGCUCGGGGGCUUGGGCCUCGCAGUGGCCUACGGUGCCUUCCACAGGUGGAUCUGGGUCUGCCAAUUCCGGGCGAUGCCCGCGAACCGGGGCCCCUUCCCCAGGCCUUGGCGCAUGCUCUCCGCGCAUGCGCUGACGCUGAGGAGGUUGUGGCGCUUCCUCACUAGCCCCUUUCGGCGGCUUCCGGAUUUCUACAUUGCGGGUUCAAUGAAGUGUGGCACCACUGCGCUCUACAGCUAUUUGGCCUUGCAUCCGCAUAUCGUGACGCCCAUGUUCAAGGAGUCUCGCUUUUUUCUGGGUAUGUGUGGCUUGCGGCUCUCUACCUGGAGAUAUCGCUCCCUUUUCCCCAGCUAUUGGGCCUGUCCCAAGGGAUGCCUCACCUUCGACGCAGACGCCACAGCCAGCUUGACGCCCAACUUGGCUGCGGCUAUGUACAAGCGCAUGACCCCUGGUGCCAAGAUCAUCUUGGUCUACCGCGAGCCUGAGAAGGCAGCCUGGUCCAUGUGUGCCUUCCGCUCUCGCAUCAAGUGCACGCCCGUCUGCGGCUUCACCUUCAAGCAGAUGUAUGAUCUGGAGAUGAGAACGGUGGAGUCUCCCCACUGGGCAGAGGUGGAGCAGCUUACCCGGGCCUUGGACACCGGCGCUUGCAGCGUGACGUUGUCCGCGGGCGUGGCCCCAUGCGUGCUGAGCAGUAUGCUGAUGCGGACGCAGAGGUAUGCGGACAUCCUCCACGAGUUCCAGAGCCGCUUCGGCAAGGACCAGGUCCUGCUGGUGAAAUUCUCAGACAUUGCGACGAACACCGAAGCCACGGUGCGGCGCGUUUUCGCCUUCCUUGGCCUGGACUCGAGCAUCGAGCUGCCCGCUUUGAAGAGCGUCCAACCUGAGGAUGUUGUGGACCUGGUGGUGACCUCCGAGAAGAAGGCCUCAAUCCCAUCGGCAGAAGAGGAAGCCUUGUUGAAGAGCUACUACGGCGAGCAGAGGCGGCGGCUGGCGCAGAUGCUGAACUGUGCAGAGGAGGAUCUCUGGUGAGGCGCAGCUGCGAGCUUGGGCGGCAAACUGUUAAAACUAAGAAAAACUUGCAAACCUUGGGCAUUUUCACACACGCUGCAAUAGCUGGGCGUACAGCUUGCUGUUUUUGAUUCCCUGAGUUGGGAACGCCAAGCCAGCCUUGGCAGCCUUGUGAAUUUUCUUGCGGCUGCCCGCGAGGUAACCCACAAAGAGCUGUUUACGGGAAUCUCUCAUGCCUCAUGACUGAGGCUGGGGGCGUCUAAGCCGCAGACCGUCGCAAACCAUUUCUUAGGGUUUUUCUGAUCUGCGAAGGAGCAGCAACGCUCCUCGACGCCGAGCAAGGUUGGUAAAAGCAGACCGAUGCUUCCAAGGAUCUACCAGCACCACGCGGGCCACGCUUGGGGCUAAGGUUGACAGAGGGAUUUUAUGCGAGAGGC